Molecule: messenger RNA, 1175 nt
Organism: Suillus fuscotomentosus
Lineage: Eukaryota; Fungi; Basidiomycota; Agaricomycetes; Boletales; Suillaceae
Exons: 2
Coding region: 414-989 (191 amino acids)
Source: RefSeq, a predicted model, not a curated record
AGUAAAUCGAACUUGAGCAGGUACAUAUGGACUUUCGAAACUCCGUGAUGCUAUGCUCAUGUCAUUCAGCACUCGAAAACAAAACAAAUCUCAAAAGCAAUGCCCGAUUCCUUACUGAAAUAGGCGACAGUGCUCAAGAAGUCUGGUUAGAGAAGGGUCAACAAUGAUGCGACGGCCGCCGACGGUGAACGUGAUUUUGACCGAGACCUUUGGAAUAUUGUAAUUGGUUUUGUCUCGGGAAACCAAGUGUGCUCUUGUAGACAAAAUCCUGUGAUAGUGAGUAAGGCUUAAUUUCCACUUAGCUCACGUCACAAUUGGCCGAUGGUGCCGCUGCCGAGCGAUGACAAGCGAAGCUGCGCCAUGACUAGCACCCACAAGUAAAGGCACUCUCGGCUCUAACAGUCAGAAAACAUAUGCUCACUACAACGACGCAAAAAAGGACAUCAGGCAGCUCCAUCAGUGUGCUGUCAUUUUUUCAUCCGGUAUUAUCCGCUAGGGCCAAGCCCUAUGGUGGACACCACCGACAACAUGGACCAGGUACGCGUUCUGCAUGUAUCUGUGUCCGUGAUGUGAUGUUUAUGCUAUACAAUGUCUUGGCUUGUGCGAGGACGAUAUGGCCAUCUUCAGGCUCUCGAUACGAUAAUGUGUGUUGUCGCCCUCUAUUCGUACUCUUUUCCUCGGAGAGCAUACACCACAUAUGUUGCCGCAACGCCACAGCCCCCGGUCCCGACGUACAAGGAAUAGUCUACGCACACGCUUUGAUUUGUCCAAGCCAAACAUUGAUAUUUCAGGAACAAGCCAGUGGCCGAGUCUUCGAAAUCGGAGGCAAUCCGGAACGGAUUUUAGAUUCAUCGAUAGUAAGCUCCGCCGCACACCAAGUGACGAGAAUACGCCCCACUGGACAAUACUUUGAACGUGGUGGGAGUAGAAACCAAGGUGAUUGCCAAUAUGGGAAAGAGCGAGUACAAGAUGACGGUAUGGAGGCGUAAAGCGUGUUGCUGUUGGGAAAAUUGGUCAGGCAUGAUGCAUGCUAUGCUGCGAUUUUCAGAUCCAAUCGCCUCUUUUUCUCGUAGCAUUGAGCGGCUGGUACCGAUAUCUAUCCCCCUCUGCCCAGGAAGCAAGGUCAUGAGUAUUAUGUAAUAUGAAAUAGUUUAUUUUUGUACAGGAUGCCAUAA